GCAGGCAGGAGGUGUUUGAAGAACCAUGUCAGCUCCUCCAAUGAUGCAAAGAAGGAUCCCUUUCGCUUUUAUUCGAUUUUUUUCGCCUUCUAAACAGUUGUGAACAUGCACGCUGUAACUUAUUACCGCGGGAAAGCUUUUUUCACAAGCAAAGCGUUGGACCUAAGUGUGGAUUUGCUCCAAGUUUUCCGACAGAACUCAUGAAAGCCUCUUCAGAGCGACGGGUUUAUGGACUCGCGUAUUAGCUAAUGAUGUCUAUGGGUUUCAUGCAUGACAGUCUGAAUGCCUCAGAUCCCUCCAAAUCGGCCUUCCUAGAGUUUGGCCACGGACAUCCGGCGCACCAGCAGCACUCCCCCGGACUCUCUCACAUUUACCCCGUCCAUGGCUUGCACGCUGCUGGGCAUUCCCAGCACGAAAGUCCUUUUCCCGGCAGCGCGUCCUACGGCCGCUCUCUGGGCUACGCCUACCCGGGCGCGGUGAACACUCAUCCCCCGUCUGCUUACAUGCCGUACCAGCACAGCAAUCACAGCAACAGCAGCAGUCUGGCCCACAGCAGAUUAGAACACACAGAUCGCGAGAAGUCCACGCAGAUUGAAAGCAGGGACAUACGUCUGAAUGGAAAGGGGAAGAAAAUCCGAAAACCUCGGACCAUAUACUCCAGUCUGCAGCUGCAGGCUCUGCACCAGCGCUUCCAGCAGACCCAGUACCUGGCCUUACCAGAGCGCGCCGACCUGGCGGCCAAACUGGGACUCACCCAGACUCAGGUGAAAAUAUGGUUUCAGAAUAAGCGCUCCAAGUAUAAAAAGAUCAUGAAGCAUGGCAGCGGAUCAGAGGGUGAACAUCUCCACAGCACGAGCUCCAUCUCCCCCUGCUCGCCCGGGUUGCCUCAGCUUUGGGAGGUCUCUAUGGCGAACAAAGGAGCACAAAUGCACCCAAACAAUUACAUGAACAGUUUUGGUCACUGGUAUCCAAACCACCACUCUCAUCAGGACGCAAUGCCCAGGCCUCAGAUGAUGUGAGUGGAUUGUUUUUUGGGGUGCGGGCGGCACUUCACACUGAACUUGCUCCCGAGGCCUCUUCUCAGAACUGGAUCGUGUGUUUGAUAGAUUUUGUCCAUAAAUGUAUUUCGCGUGGGUUUAGAAUUCAAAUUAUUCGACCAGGCAUCAAAUACUUUUUUUUAAUUUUAAGAUUUGUCUUAAUGUCACUGCAACUUCUGCUGCACUGCCUCGACUCACUAAUGCGUGCAGCUUAUCAAGAGACUUUGGAUAAAGGGUUUUUCUAAAUAUAUUUUGUUAUCAGCAAAUGAUUUUCUGCUCCAAGAAAAUCUUGAGCAUUAUGCAAAUAAAUAUCUGUUAAGUUGACGUUAUUUUGAGGAAUCUAUUGUGUGACAUGUUUGUUUUGGUUGCUGCCCUAUCAGUGAAACGUUUUCACUGUCAAAUAUUUUGAAAGGAAAC
This is a messenger RNA of Plectropomus leopardus (leopard coralgrouper), 1454 nucleotides long. It is a transcript of the gene dlx4b, whose product is annotated as distal-less homeobox 4b. Gene Ontology annotation, molecular function: RNA polymerase II cis-regulatory region sequence-specific DNA binding; DNA-binding transcription factor activity, RNA polymerase II-specific. Gene Ontology annotation, biological process: cell differentiation; embryo development; regulation of transcription by RNA polymerase II. The record is from RefSeq and is a predicted model, not a curated record. Lineage: Eukaryota; Metazoa; Chordata; Actinopteri; Perciformes; Serranidae.